Molecule: messenger RNA, 129 nt
Organism: Diversispora eburnea
Lineage: Eukaryota; Fungi; Glomeromycota; Glomeromycetes; Diversisporales; Diversisporaceae
Source: the annotation of a GenBank genome assembly
AUGUUAAAUAAUCCAAAAGUUUUAGCACUGAAUGACGCAAUUGCAUUUUAUGUCAAAAUGCUUUUUGUAUCACAGGGUGGAUGUGUCCCGGCAAGUCUUUUGGCCGGCAGAUUACGGCGUUAUGGAUAG